AAAAGAAUAAAUAAUCUUGGAUGCAACCACAUAACAUGGAGGGGAACAUCAAACGCAAGAAACAGGACACCACAACUUUUGGCUACGAAGAAGAAUCUAGUCGGAAACGGCCAAAACAUCAGGACGGCCGCCUCUACGAGUGGAUUCAUAGCGGCGUUCUGUUUGAUUUUACCAAUCAACCGACAACAACAGAGGAAGCUGCGCGAGAAGUGGUCAAGUGCCUGGGACUGCACAAUGUUGAAAGCAUCGAACUCGUCCCGUAUUUGGAGAAUGGACAAGGCAACCUUAUGGACUAUGACCAAAACAAGACGGGUUUUCAUUUGUUCGUAAAGAUUCCCUCGGCAUCUGUUCGACUCCAAGCCCAGGAUCGAGGUGUUCGUGCCAACAAAUACCCAGGAGCCCCACUCGUAUACGGCAUUCCCAUUGCCGCUUAUCCCGAAAUUUUGCAACUAAAGAAAGCAGGAAAGCACCUAUCCUUCGAUGAAAUCAAAAGAAAAAAGGCAGAGUAG
Zychaea mexicana is the source of this 509-nucleotide messenger RNA. RefSeq lists its product as uncharacterized. NCBI's taxonomy places the organism in Eukaryota, Fungi, Mucoromycota, Mucoromycetes, Mucorales, Lichtheimiaceae. The record is from RefSeq and is a predicted model, not a curated record. The coding region runs from base 21 to 509 and encodes 162 amino acids. The transcript has a single exon.